AGACUGUUAUUCUUUUUCUUGGUAUGUUCAAAUUGAUUUCUCGAGUGUUUCCUGAAAGAGUGACGCAGGGGAUUACGGCUGUUUAUUUCAAAGCUGGGGCUUUGUGGAACGUUGGAUUCGGCACUCACAGCAAAUCUGUGUCCAUUGCUCAGUCAGCCAUGAAGGUCCGGAUCAUUCCAGCAUUGUCUGAUAAUUACAUGUACUUGCUAAUGGAUCCAGCCACAAAAGAAGCUGCCAUUGUAGAUCCUGUUGAUCCAGGCGCAGUCAUGCUCGCAGUCAAUGAGGAAGAAGUGACUUUGUCAGCUGUGCUGACGACUCAUCAUCAUUGGGACCACGCCGGUGGUAAUGAACAUAUCGUGAAGCUUUGCAAAAAUCUGAAAGUAUACGGAGGUGAUGAUAGGAUCGGGGCUCUUUCCCACAAAGUGGGUGAUGGUGAUAAGUUUAAAGUUGGAUCGCUGGAAGUCAAAUGUUUACACACGCCAUGUCAUACCUCGGGUCACAUCUGCUAUUAUGUUACGUCGGAUGCUGAGGGUGACCAUGCACCUGUAGUUUUCACAGGUGAUACGCUAUUCAUUGCUGGUUGCGGAAGAUUUUUCGAAGGCACAGCCGAACAAAUGUGCUCAGCGUUCAAGAAAUUGUCCGAUCUACCGGAUAACACGAAGGUUUUCUGCGGUCACGAAUACAGCGUCAAGAACCUGGAGUUUAGUGAGACUGUUGAACCUGAAAAUUCGGACGUGAAGAAGAAGUUGGAAUGGGCUCGAGAUUGUCGCAAUAAUGAGAUUCCAACCGUACCAUCCACCAUUGGUGAUGAAAAGCUGAUCAAUCCAUUCAUGAGGGUGCAUGUCAGCUCAGUAUUGAAUCACUGCAACAAAACGGAUGCCGUGGAAGCAAUGGGCGUUUUGCGAGCGCAAAAAGAUAAAUUCUGAGCUUUUUUUUGCGAAAAAACGCGAGACUUUGAGAAUUGUGCAGCAAGAAGUAUAAUAGUGUUCUUUCUAAAGUGUUUGAUUUUCGUCUUUUUGUUCUCGUUUUACGCCCGUCUGUAAUAGAUUAAUGUGUGAUGUGAUCUAAAUGACUCAACCUCAAGUUUUUUCCCUCUUUUCUACUGCAACCUAUAAAUUCGUACGUUUCCGUACAUUCCAUUUCGACCGAUAUUUCGUACUCCGUAGUAUGAAAAAGUCGCGAAACUUCUUAAAAUAUAUCGGAUAAUUACUUGCGGUGAUUUCAAACAUUUUCUACUGCUUGAAUAGGGGGCGGAAGCAUUUUAAUUACUCCUGCGCUUAAAAUAAGCAAUUUUCGUGAGGUUGAAUAACUUGAAUUCGUGAUUCUUCUCAAGAAAUAUUGCAGUGUAUUUCGGGGUCGUUCGCUUUUCUUGAGCUUUGGUGGGGACAGAUGGGUUUUGGAUUAUUGUUAUUCGCAAAACGGAGAUGACCGAUUGUUUUUCUUUCGCACAGGUCAUUUUCUGUUUCUUCCUUUUUGAAAAUGAAGGACGGUUGUGAAUUCAUUUUCCUACAGUCAGCAAAUUGGCAAUUGAAAAUACAAGUGAGCAAGAACAUGAAUA
This is a messenger RNA of Notodromas monacha, 1558 nucleotides long. The record is from the annotation of a GenBank genome assembly. NCBI's taxonomy places the organism in Eukaryota, Metazoa, Arthropoda, Ostracoda, Podocopida, Cyprididae.